This is a messenger RNA of Cinclus cinclus, 2409 nucleotides long. It is a transcript of the gene LRRC8C, whose product is annotated as leucine rich repeat containing 8 VRAC subunit C. The record is from RefSeq and is a predicted model, not a curated record. Lineage: Eukaryota; Metazoa; Chordata; Aves; Passeriformes; Cinclidae. The transcript is spliced from 2 exons. Gene Ontology annotation, molecular function: protein binding. Bases 1 to 2409 code for a protein of 802 amino acids.
AUGAUUCCUGUGACGGAGUUCCGGCAGUUCUCGGAGCAGCAGCCGGCGUUCCGGGUGCUGAAGCCCUGGUGGGAUGUGUUCACGGACUAUCUCUCGGUGGCCAUGCUGAUGAUCGGAGUGUUCGGGUGCACGCUGCAGGUCAUGCAAGACAAGAUUAUAUGCCUUCCAAAGCGCGUCCAGCCCUGCCAGAACCAAUCUAAUAGUUCAAAUGUGUUUAACACAAUACCAGAGACCACCUCCCUUCCACCACCGAAGCCAUCCACCCCUCCAGCUACAGUUGAAAUGAAAGGACUCAAGACUGAUUUGGACCUUCAGCAAUACAGCUUCAUCAACCAGGUGUGCUAUGAACGGGCUCUGCACUGGUAUGCCAAGUACUUCCCUUACCUUGUCCUUAUACACACACUGGUCUUCAUGCUGUGUAGUAACUUUUGGUUCAAAUUCCCUGGAUCAAGCUCCAAAAUUGAGCACUUCAUUUCAAUACUUGGGAAAUGUUUUGAUUCUCCCUGGACAACAAGAGCUUUAUCCGAAGUGUCAGGAGAAGACUCUGAAGAGAAGGAUAACAGGAAGAACAACAUUAACAAGUCUAAUACGGCUCAACCAAGCACUGAAGGCACUUUGGUCAAGACACAGUCUUUAAAAUCAAUCCCUGAGAAGUUAGUUGUGGAUAAAGGAACACCUGGGGCAUUAGAUAAAAAAGAAGGUGAACAGGCCAAAGCACUGUUUGAAAAGGUGAAGAAAUUUAGGCUGCAUGUUGAGGAGGGUGAUAUACUCUAUGUCAUGUACGUUCGCCAGACUGUACUUAAGGUAAUUAAAUUCCUUAUUAUUAUUGCUUACAACACAGCACUUGUCUCCGAAGUUAAUUUUACAGUAGUCUGUAAUGUUGAUAUUGAAGACAUGACAGGAUACAAGAAUUUUUGUUGUAAUCACACAAUGGCACAUCUGUUCUCUAAACUUUCUUACUGCUACCUGUGCUUUGUAAGCAUCUAUGGCCUGACAUGCCUUUAUACCCUGUACUGGUUGUUCUACCGUUCACUGAAGGAAUAUUCUUUUGAGUAUGUUCGGCAAGAGACGGGAAUCGAUGAUAUCCCAGAUGUCAAGAAUGACUUUGCUUUUAUGCUUCAUAUGAUUGAUCAGUAUGAUCCUCUCUACUCCAAGCGCUUUGCUGUCUUCCUGUCUGAAGUCAGUGAAAAUAAGCUGAAACAGCUGAACCUAAACAAUGAGUGGACUGCAGAUAAACUGCGACAGAGGCUACAGACAAACUCCCAUAGCCAUUUGGAACUACAGCUUUUCAUGCUUUCUGGACUACCAGACACAGUGUUUGAAAUUACUGAGCUGCAGUCUUUAAAACUUGAAAUAAUUAAUAAUGUAAUGAUACCAGCAACCAUUGCACAGUUGGACAAUCUCCAGGAGCUCUCUUUGCACCAGUGCUCUGUGAAGAUCCACAGUGCUGCCUUGGCUUUUCUGAAGGAGAAUCUCAAGAUCUUGAGUGUCAAGUUUGAUGAUAUCAGAGAACUUCCACAUUGGAUGUAUGGCCUCAGAAAUUUGGAAGAGCUCUACUUAAUUGGCUCCUUAAGUCACGAUAUUUCUAAAAACAUUACACUGGAGUCAUUUCGGGAGCUUAAAAGCCUAAAAGUUCUCCACAUAAAAAGUAAUUUGUCCAAAAUCCCACAAUCUGCAGUUGAUGUUUCAAGUCACCUGCAAAAAUUAUGUAUCCAUAAUGAUGGCACUAAGUUAGUGAUGCUCAACAACCUGAAGAAGAUGGUCAACCUGACACAGCUGGAAUUGGUUCAUUGUGAUUUAGAGCGCAUACCUCAUGCAGUCUUCAGCCUUCUCAGUCUUCAGGAAUUGGAUCUAAAGGAAAACAACCUCAAAUCCAUUGAAGAAAUAGUAAGUUUUCAACAUCUGCGAAAAUUGACAAUUCUAAAGCUGUGGUACAACAGUAUAACCUACAUCCCAGAGCAUAUAAAGAAACUCACUAGUCUAGAGCGGCUUUCAUUCAGCCAUAACAAAAUAGAGGUUCUUCCGUCCCACCUGUUCCUAUGCAACAAAAUCAGAUAUUUGGAUUUGGCUUACAAUGACAUUCGCUUUAUCCCACCUGAAAUAGGAGUUCUGCAGAGUUUACAAUACUUCUCCAUUACUUGCAACAAAGUGGAGAGUGUGCCAGAUGAACUAUACUUCUGCAAAAAACUUAAAACUCUAAAAAUUGGGAAAAAUAACUUGUCAGUCCUUUCACCUAAAAUUGGUAAUUUGACAUUGCUCUCCUACUUGGAUAUUAAAGGCAAUCACUUUGAAAUCCUCCCACCUGAACUCGGUGAGUGUAGAGCUCUGAAGAGGACUGGUUUCACUGUAGAGGACAACUUGUUUGAAACUUUGCCUUCUGAUGUCAGAGAGCAAAUGAAAGCUGAAUAA